Messenger RNA from Pygocentrus nattereri (red-bellied piranha), 5041 nucleotides. RefSeq names its product coiled-coil and C2 domain containing 1B (gene cc2d1b). Gene Ontology annotation, cellular component: nucleus. The transcript is spliced from 25 exons. The coding region runs from base 272 to 2914 and encodes 880 amino acids. Lineage: Eukaryota; Metazoa; Chordata; Actinopteri; Characiformes; Serrasalmidae. The record is from RefSeq and is a predicted model, not a curated record. Gene Ontology annotation, molecular function: RNA polymerase II cis-regulatory region sequence-specific DNA binding; DNA-binding transcription repressor activity, RNA polymerase II-specific. Gene Ontology annotation, biological process: regulation of transcription by RNA polymerase II.
UGUGUGGUGGUUUAGUGUGUGUGUGUGUGUGGGGUGUGUGAGGUAGUUUGGUGUGUGUGUGGGGUGUGUGCAGUGUGUGAGGUGUGUGUGAGGUGGAGAUUCAGGGCGUUUAUUAACUCCAACUGGUUAAAAGCCGCGUCUCUCCUGCUGCGCUGACCUGCUGCGCUGACCUGCUCAGCCUCAGCGUCCAGUUUACAGACGUUUUCCUUUGCCGUGUUUGGAGGGUCUCGUUGCUCAAGCCGAAGCAGAAUAGUCCGGAAAACUGUCAGCAAUGUUUGGCAGGAAGAAUAAACGAGCGGCGAUGCCGAAAGGCCAAGGAGCUGCUGCAGCCAAACAGAUGGGAUUGUUCCUUGAUUUCAAGCCGGAGGAUAUGAUGGAGAUGAGCCAGGAUGUGGACGAUCCGGAUUUGGAGGCUGAAUUUGCUGCCAUCGUUGGGAAAAAACCCGCCGCUGCCGCCCGAGGAAAAAAAGGUGCCAAAGCUCCGCUCCCAAUGGAGGACAUUGAGAAGAUGACUGAGGCGUGCAUGAAAGACAUUGAUGAUGACGAUGAUGAUGACAACCUGGAGGAUGACGAAGAUCUCUUGGCUGAGCUGCAGGAAGUGGUGGGUGAAGAGGAAACAGAAGACUCGGGGGCAGAAACCCAAACCUCACCCUGUGAUGAAGACACGCCGAUAGGUCAGCCGGUACAGCAGGAAAGGAAGCCGUCCGCAGUAGUGGGCAGUGUCGAGCACACUCUGGAGGAGAGAAUCUCCAUGUACAGAACAGCCAUAACCAACGCCAAGACUGCAGGAGAGUCAACUAAAGCCAGGAGAUACGAGAGGGGGCUGAAGACCCUGCAGAGCAUGCUGUCAUCCGUACGGAAAGGAGGGAAAAUAAACGAAGCGGAGAUUCCUCCUCCAGUCUCAUGCGGGGUCCCUGACGGCCCCCCUCGACCCCCGGCUCCAGCCGCAGGUGCGGCAACACCUGAGCUAGAGUCACCUGAGGAGCAUGCAGAGUCAGACAGUGCUGUGGAAACCACUCCUGUUUCCAUGGAGACCGCUUCCAUUUCCAUGCAGCCAGCUGCCAGCAGUGAAGAAGGGCCUUCCUGCACAGCGUCGCCGGAGGAGGAGCAGGGAGGAGGCGUCUCGGAAUCCCCUGCAGGCCCUCCAGAGCCUCCUCUGAGACAGCCCACCAAGGAGAUGCUGCUGGAGAGACAGAAGGAGUACAGAAUGGCUGCUCUGAAGGCAAAACAGGCUGGAGAUAUAGAAAAAGCCAAAAUGCACAUCAAGGCUAGCAAGGGUUUUGACGCAGUGAUUGAGGCACUGGAGAAAGGACAGCCGGUCGAUCUGAACAGCCUCCCUCCUUCACUGUCAGCAGCUGCUGCUGUAGUGAAGGAGGCGCCACCACAGCCAGCUGUGAAAGUCUCCCCAGCGUCACCUGAUGCUCAGGCACCUGAAGCUCCCGUAAGCCAGUCUGGUCCAGUUCAGCCCAAAACGGUACUGGAAGCUUUGGAGCAGAGAAUGGCCAAGUAUAAAGAAGCCUGUGCUCAGGCCAAGGCCAGCGGGGAUGACCGCAAGGCCCGCAUGCACGACCGUAUCGCCAAGCAAUACCAAAGUGCCAUUCGCUCCCAUAAAGCAGGACGACCUGUCAACUAUGAUGAACUACCAGUGCCGCCAGGGUUUCCUCCGAUCCCAGGCCAGCAGGCAGCGGCACCUGAGCAGGGGUUCGCUGCUGUGCUGGAAACCGCCAAUAAGCUGGCCUCGAACGAAGCAGAUGCUGGGGACGAGGAUGAGGAAGAGGAAGGAGAGAAGAAGGAGAAAGAAACUAAGGAGACCAAGGCCCCCCCACCAGAAAGCCAGAAGAAGCCAACAAUGGCGGUGCCUCCAACAGUUCAGCACCCAAAAAGAAGCCCUUCACCCUCUCCAGACAGAACAGAUAAGAGAGAGAAUCUCUCAGCUGCAGCCUCACAGCAGCUGGAGUUUCUGGAAGGCCGUAAGAAGCAGUACAUGAAGGCAGCGCUGCAGGCCAAGCAGAAGAACGACGUGGAGCAGGCGAAGAUCUACCUCCGCACAGCAAAGGGCCUCGAGCCCAUGAUCGAAGCAGCGCGGAGCGGCAAAGCUGUGGACAUCAGCAAGGUGCCUUCGCCUCCUGGUGAUGAAGAUGAGGAUUUUAUUCUGGUUCAUCACAGUGAUGUUCAGAGCUCUGAGAAGGCUGAGGAAGUGUACAGCCAGCUCAGUAAACUACUGCAGGAGCAGUACGAGAAAUGUAUGACCUUCUCCAAGCAGUUCACUCACACGGGGAACAUUGCAGAGACCACCAAAUUUGAGAAGAUGGCAGAGAGAUGUAAGAAGAGUCUGGAGAUCCUGAAGCUGGCCCAGAACCGCGGGCUAGAACCACCAAAGCACCACUUUGAAGAGAGAACCUACCGCACUGUCAGGAUAUUUCCAGAGCUCAGUAGCACCGACAUGGUGAUCAUGGUUGUACGAGGCAUGAACCUUCCUGCUCCUCACGGUGUUGCAUCAAAUGACCUGGAUGCUUACGUGAAGUUUGACUUCCCGUACCCCAGUUCAGAUCAACCUCAGAAACACAAAACUGCAGUUGUCAAAAACACCAACAGUCCAGAGUACAACCAGAGCUUCACCUUAAACAUAAACCGUAACCACCGCGGCUUCAGGAGAGUGGUGCAGUCCAAAGGCCUCAAACUGGAAGUCUUCCAUAAAGGUGGUUUUCUGAGGAGUGAUAAGCCUGUAGGAACGGCCCUCAUCAAACUGGAGAAGCUGGAGACGCAGAGUGAAGUGCGUGAGAUUGUGGAGGUGAUGGAUGGCCGGAAGCCCACCGGUGGUCGUUUGGAGGUGAGGGUUCGUCUCAGAGAGCCGCUGAGUGGACAGGACCUCCAGACAGUUACUGAGCGCUGGCUAGUUCUGGACCAGUCAUAGGGCGUGAGGUCAUCAGCCUGGCCAUCUUCAGACCGAUCUGACUGGACGUUGCGCUCGCUCCAGCGUGCUGCUGUACUCUAGGCUAGGAAUACAUAUUGGGAGAAAUCUCAUGUUCUUGCAUGAAGCGACACGGAGGUGUGUUCACACGUUUACGGGAUGAAACGUCUCACAACGAGGAACCGGAGCUCAGUGGUGGGGCUGGGGAGGCUAAAGCAUACAGCACAUGUUCCAAUUGAUUUAGAUUUCACUUCCCUUCUUUUGAAAUGACCUCGAAGUGUCAUAGUAGUAAAGUAGGUCUAGAGAAAACUAAUUUAUUUGCUGCUCUGGGAUGCGUCUAUGCACUAAUACCAAAGUGAUCACUGUUGCUGUAGUACAACUACUAAAACUGUUCUCGCGUUGAAGCACAUACUGCUGCCACGUCAGGCUUAAUACUGAUUACGUAGGAUUGAUGAAUCUAUGCACUGAAUCCCAAAAGGUUUUAUAAGACACUGCAACACUUGUUUAUACGAUAAAGCAAAAUUCAUUGCACGGAUAGACACGGGUCACCCUGAAGCUCGCCCUGCCCUGAGAGCGCUCGUCAGAUUGUUCUGUUCGCACCAUUUAAAGCCAUAAUCUAAUGCAAACUGAAGCGGUAUUAGGCUUCAUAAGCUCUGCUUGCCCGGCAGGCCGUCACUUUGACUGGAACAGGUACUCAAACUGAAGCGAAAAUCAGUUGCUACUACCAGCCCAGAAGAGUUCAGCUUCACGGUGUGCAUGGGAUUCAGUUACUGCACUUCGAAAAAAAAAAAGAUCACUCUAAAGGGGAAUUCCACCGUUUUUUCCCCCAAAUUUCCGCACAAUUCAGAGGUCGCAAUGCAGUCUUUCUUAUCGGCUUCUUUACAGUGGCGGUGAUGGGAACCGGGGGUGGGUCGCCAUGACAACAACACAAAUAUAGACAUUUCGUUUACCAUCCAGAACCACCAGAGAACCUACACAUACCUGAAAAUAUGGGGGGGGGGGUCUUUAGGGACCGUUUUUCCUCAGCAUGUAUCGCUUCACCAUGAACGGCUUUAAAAAAAAAAUCUGUGUUGGAGCAAAAUUUUCUCCAAACCAUCAUAAAAUAGUGUGUCAGUCAUCGUUUAAUAUCUUUCUGUGAGGAGCUUUUAGAGGUGGACGUCCGGUUCCUAUCACCACCACUGUGAAUAUUUCUGUUUCUUUACUGAGCAUUUCACACCAAACCGAUCUGAACGAUCGUUGAAUUAUGGAAAAUUGGGUGGAGUUCCCCUUUGAUGCUCUUAGCCAUGUUUACACGCUCUGUUGUGCAAAUCAGACAAUGCUGUAUGAUGAUUAGUCCUUUUUUUUUAAGAUAGAGGAUUCCUUAUAUUGCCAACUUAAGUGGUUGCCAUAGAAAUAUACUUUAUUUAAAAGCGCUUUCAUGUUUAUAAAACUAGAAGACAACAUAUAUACACACACACACACACACACACACACACACACACACACACACACAACCCUCAGGCGACACACUGUAGAACACGGAUGCUUUUCCCUCACUGGGACCUGUUGGAUAUGCAGUCUUGUCAAUAUUACUCUGAAUCUGUUGGGAAUAAACGUAUUGAUGCUUUAAUAGUAGAUGUUGAACGUUUAACCCCAAAUCUGAACUGGAACUGAUUUCGUUUGAAAGAUCUUAUUAGAUCCAGAUUAUUUUAGGGGUCCUUUCACUACAUUAUGGUUCUUCCAUUUCAAAGUCAUAUUAAAGGAAUAUUCCUGCAUUUAACAAGCUAACGUCUAUCAGCUGUGAUAUGAUUAACACAGACAAUAGUUUUGAGACGUUCCCUAAACGAGCAAGUUUGUGCACUUGCUCAGAACACAUUCAUAGCAGAGGUCCGUGGGUCGGCACCGACGCGGCAGCCCACUGGAUGGUAUUAUACGUUUUCAGUCACCUUACGUUCGGUUCUUUUCCACGUUCAGGGAAAAGCCUCAACAUCGUUGUCUGUGGUAACUGACCAUGUACUAUAGAUGCAAGACGUUAAGGAGAAAAGGCGAUUAUUCUCUGUUUUGGCGAAGUUUAUCGUUUGAGUGGGCUUAGACUGUUGCAGAAAGUUUGUUGAAUGAAUGUUUUAUCAUUAAAAGAAAGUCAUAAUUCUG